AUGCUGAAGAUUGUGAUUGUGGUGGCGCUGUUGGCGACGGGGACGGGGAAGACAUGGAGCGAAGGAGAGCGGAUACACGAGAACCACCUGAGAUCUCGCACAUCACCUGCCCUCUCAUGCUGCAUCCUGCUACAGCCAACCUCGCUGUUCGUCUCGUACUCACCUGCGGUGAACGUGGAGGUCGGGGUAUCGGAGCAGUGCGCAAGCGGGAAGAGGGAGUCAAGGCUGGAUGUCAACGGACAGACUGUCAGCCAGGUUGUGUGCCCCUCUCGCUUCACUGUGAACUUGGAGCAGCAUGGCCUGUACAACCUCACGCUCAGUGAGGCCAGCGGGGCAAAGAGCUCAGUGAGUUUCUUUGUGGCCCACAAGGAUUUCUCUAAUGAGCGGAUAUGGAGCCCUGCCAGCCUGUCCCUUCACUCUGAUCAGAACAGGCCGCACGAUGACGGGAAGGAGUGCGUAGAGGGGGCUGAUACAAAGUUCUGGGUGUUCGUAGCUGCAUGGAAUGCAGCAAGAUGGGUGAACACGACACUGUCAAGUCUUCGCCAACAGACCCACUGUAACUUCUUCUGUGUUGUUGUGGACGACGCGUCAACAGACAGUACGAGCUCGGUCGUGCAGGAGAUGAUACGGGGGGACGAGAGGUUCACCUUAAUGAACAACAACAAGAGGCUCGGGGCGGCUCGGAACUUCUUCCAGCACAUCUCCGAGCACACAAGCCGCAUGAGCGAUGAAGAUGUGAUCGUGUUCCUCGACGGAGAUGACUGGCUCGCCGACCAGAACGUCCUUCUCCACCUGGCUGAAGACUACUACCGAAACACGAGCUGCUGGAUGACCUACGGAAGCCUAGUCUACUUCCCGCAUGGCAUCGCCUCUAUCUCUCCUCCUUUCCCACCGAGUAAGUUCGAGUGGAUCAGCACGCACCUCCGAACCGUCAAGUUCAAGGUCUGGAGGAACCUACGAGAAGAAGACUUCAGGGGGCCCGAAGGGCGCUUCCUUGACAUGACUGUCGACAUGGCCAUAAUGUUCCCGUCCCUCGAGAUGGCGGCAGGACGAGCUUGUGCUGUGCAACGCGUGAUGUACGUGUACAACAUGGCGAACGAGCACAAUGACUUCCGCGUCAGUGAGAAGCGACAGCUGCAGCUCGAACACUUCAUUCGCAACAAGCCCAGCUACAAGCCGCUGUUAUGGUGGUAG
Messenger RNA from Guillardia theta CCMP2712, 1194 nucleotides. RefSeq lists its product as hypothetical. The transcript has 7 exons. The record is from RefSeq and is a predicted model, not a curated record. NCBI's taxonomy places the organism in Eukaryota, Cryptophyceae, Pyrenomonadales, Geminigeraceae. The coding region runs from base 1 to 1194 and encodes 397 amino acids.